This is a messenger RNA of Polychytrium aggregatum, 1128 nucleotides long. RefSeq names its product signal recognition particle, SRP19 subunit. Bases 141 to 902 code for a protein of 253 amino acids. Gene Ontology annotation, biological process: SRP-dependent cotranslational protein targeting to membrane; SRP-dependent cotranslational protein targeting to membrane, signal sequence recognition. The transcript has a single exon. Gene Ontology annotation, molecular function: 7S RNA binding. Gene Ontology annotation, cellular component: signal recognition particle, endoplasmic reticulum targeting. The record is from RefSeq and is a predicted model, not a curated record. NCBI's taxonomy places the organism in Eukaryota, Fungi, Chytridiomycota, Chytridiomycetes, Polychytriales.
UCGAUCGUCUUUGCAUCGAUCGUCUUUGCAUCGAUCGUCUUGCGUCCAUCUGUCCAUCGACCUCUCGACAUCGAGCUCGAGCCGCCUGAACCUCCCAUCCGCCUUUCCCCCCCGACACGCCAACCGACAGCCCCGCAGCCAUGGCCGACCGCUCAACCGCAUACAUCGAGGAUGACGACGAGGACAUUGACGAGAUGGACUUUGAUCUUCCCACCGACCUGGUCAGUAACCUGACCAUCCAGGAUGUGGACGGCCCGCUGCUCCAGCUGGCCGACGGAUCGGACGAGCCCGAAACCAGCCUCGUUCCGUCUGCAUCCGUUUCUGCACGCCGUGCCCAGAUCCUGCAACAGCAGCAGCAGCAACAGCAACAGCUCCAACAGCCCUCUGCCGAGGAGAUCAAGAACUGGGUCUCGAUAUAUCCCGUCAACAUCGAUGCCGACAAAUCCAUGGCCGGGGGCCGACGGGUGCCCAAGGCCGUGGCCGUGGCCGAGCCCUCCAUCGUGUACAUGUUUGCGGCAGCCCAGGCCCUGAACCUGCCCUGCAUGGUCGAAAACGACAAGCGACAUCCCCGCGACCCCUUUGCCUUUGGUCGACUGCGUGUGUGCCUCAAGGAUCCCCAGGGCCAUCCCGUCCGGGCGGCGAUUCCAAACAAGAUCAAGCUGCUCUCGGAGAUUGCCCAGGGAUAUGCUGCCGCCCAGGCCCGCGUGCUCGCCGUCGAUGCUCGCAUGUCGGACGUGGCCUCUGCCUCGCGCUCGCAAGUCUCCAAGAGCUUCCUGGAAGCAGUGGUGCCUCAGGCUUCAUCGUCUUCGUCGUCGGCGACGGCGGCGACCCCAGCCGGAGCGGCUGCAUCGCCAUCGGGUGCCAAAAAGCAAAAAAUCAAGAGAAAGGUCAUCCGGGGCUGAUCUUGUCUCACACAACCCGCUCUCCGCAGAAUAAAGCAUGAGGAAUCGCAGGCGCCGACGCUCGACAGUGGUUGCGGCCAAAGGGAUUGUUGUUGAUUGAUUGAUGAUCAGUAGCCAGCAGCGACAUCCAGCGGUAAGGGCCGGUACUGAUACCCACCCAGCGAUAACUACCAGCAAUGUCCACCAGCAAUGUCCACCAGCAAUGUCCACCAGCAAUGUCCACCAG